AUGGCGCCAACAGCCCACACGCCGGGGAACGAAGACAACCCAAACCCUAAUCAAAUUCCCUUGCAGGAUCUCUCGGGAUACGAUGGCUCUGCCACAAAUCGCGGAAGACGCCGUGCUGAUAGCGCCGGAGGUGGUCUGUUCUCGCGACGUUCAUUGAUGAGAGGAGGAGGGUCGCGAAGACAAUAUGAAAGUGUUGCGGAGGACUCGCCGGUUGAAUUCACUGGUGCGAUCAGGCAGGAUUCUCAAUCGAGACACAAUAAAUAUGACACUCGUCAAUCCGACGAAAUUGCCCCCGAAGAUCUGGCGCAAGCGAUGUUCUUCGGUGCAACGUUUGAUAAAUCGCAUCCCUCGGUGAGCCGAGACGGACCGCUCUCGACACACCAUUUCGACGACGCGGCUUCGGACCUUGACACUGUACCGCUCGACACAUGGCCCGCGCACGGCCACAGCGGUGGUUACGUACCACCUCAUGUCGAAGAGGAGGACGAUACAGCGGGAUUGACGGACCCUCGUUAUUUACAGCCCAUCAGCGGCGCGCCGGGGGGAGAUAGUCGACGGAGUAGCGACAUGGGUCUUCAUUCAAUCUCAACACGGCCCGCCGCGCGGCUAGGCGAUGAUUUGCCACACCUGGAGGAAGGUCUAUCACGAAGCCGGGGUAGCAGUGCUCGCACACGAUCGCAGUCGCCCUCUGCAUCCGGUGCUGCUCUCCAGCGAGCGAGCUCUAUGGUGAAGUCCAUGUCUCAACGAGUGGUGAAUUUGAGUAACGAACCCGAGGUGAUCGCGCAUACAAUCGAGAAGGAGGAGUCACAACGAAAUGCCCGAAUGGAGGGGCCCCCUAUGCUUCCUGCAAUGUCCGAAUACGCUCAUGAUUCAUCCCACAGUCCCCAAGGGCGCGGAAAGCGUGGCGCACGCAAGGCGUGGCGGCAACGCAACAAUCCGUUUCGUGGCAGGUCGCUCGGUAUCUUGGGCCCAGACCAUCCGCUUCGGUUAUGGCUCUGUGAUGUGCUUGUCAAUCCAAUUAUGGAGCCUCUCAUCUUGGUCCUUAUUAUCGUCCAAACCGUCCUUCUUACUGUUGAAUCGUCGAAAUCCGUAUUUGAUCGACCACGAGCGGUCCGCUGGGGAAGCAGCUCAAUGGACUUUGUCUUCCUCGGCAUUUUCUCUAUCUAUACAUUGGAAAUUGUCGCCAAGAUCCUGGUCUCUGGCUUCUUAUUCAAUCCCACAGAAUACAGCACUCUCGACCGGUCUCUGGGUAUCCGAAAAGCGAUUUCUGAAAAGGGCAAGAACCUCAUCACGCCUCACCGGCAAGGAACGGUGAGAAAGGUCUCAUUCGCUCAGCCAGAACCACAGAGCUCCAUUCUCCGCUCAUUUACCGGGAUGAAUGAACUGGACACACACAACAGUGUUUAUGACGACCCUCUUCAUAAGCGCCGUGAACGGCUUGCUCAUCGGGCUUUCCUCCGUCAUUCAUUCAAUAGAUUGGAUUUUGUCGCCGUUGUGGCUUUCUGGGUUUCCUUUCUCCUUUCUCUAGCCGGAGUCGAGUCAACCCAUCAGUUGUACAUCUUUCGAAUGCUCAGUUGCCUCAGAAUUUUGCGGCUACUUGCCCUCACCAAUGGCACAUCUGUGAUUUUGAGGAGUCUCAAGCGUGCUGCUCCUUUACUCGUUCAUAUUUCAUUUCUCAUUGGGUUCUUUUGGCUUCUCUUUGCUAUUGUCGGUAUCCAAAGUUUCAAGUCAAGUCUUCGACGAACCUGUGUUUGGAUAGACCCCACGGGUCAGAGCAAUUACUCUUCCGGGUCUCAGUUCUGCGGUGGAUACCUUGAAGGUGGCAUUGCGAUGCCAUGGCUGGAUUCAGUUGGUAGUCCUUCUUUAUCCGAUCCGAAGGGAUACAUUUGCCCGCAAGGCUCUGUCUGCAUGGAAGGAGAAAACCCCUUCAAUGGCACCCAGAGCUUCGACAACAUCGUACAGUCUUUGGAACUAGUUUUUGUCAUUAUGAGUUCCAACACCUUCACUGACCUGCUGUAUGAUACAACCGACAGCGACUACCUUGCGGCAGCUUUGUUCUUCGUUGCAGCAUUGAUUAUCCUCAGCUUGUGGUUAGUCAACCUGCUGGUUGCGGUUAUCACCCAUUCGUUCCAGGUGAUUCGUGAAGAAAGCAAACGCAGUGCAUUUGCGAUCCAGAAUAUCGAUGGAGUCGAUCACGAUGAAACUCAGGCACCAAAAGUCAACACUUUGAAACGAAUGUAUGACAAGACAGAAUGGUUAUGGGUUGGCUUGAUUUUCUUCGAUCUUGUGGUCCAGGCCCUAAGAAGUUCGUCCAUGUCAGAGGAUCGUGCUCGGUUUAUUGACAACACUGAAACGGUGGUGACUCUAAUCUUCUUGGCCGAGAUUAUUGUGCGAUUCGCGUCGGACUGGCGAGUCUUCUUUCAAAAACGUCGUAACUGGUUCGAUCUCUUCCUUGUGAUUGUGACCUGCAUCAUCCAGAUCCCUCCGAUUCGCAAUUCAGGCCGUGCUUACACCGUUCUUUCCCUGUUUCAAAUUCUCCGGGUCUACAGGUUUGUCUUGGCGUUCUCUGUGACCAGAAAGUUGAUUAUGGUCGUCUUUGGUAAUGCCGUUGGUCUGCUCAAUCUUACAUUCUUCCUCUUCCUAAUGACCUUUCUUGCCUCCAUCUUCGCAACCCAGCUCUUCCGAAGCCAGAUUCCCGCCGAGGAUGGGGAUGGCAAUGAAAUCACCAUCACCUUUGCUGAUAUUUACAACUCCUUUCUUGGCAUGUAUCAGAUUCUCUCCAGUGAGAAUUGGACUGAUAUUCUGUACAAUGCUACGACUUACACCGUGGGCUUCAACACUGCUUGGAUCUCAGCUGCAUUUUUCAUCAUGUGGUUCAUUGUGGCGAAUUUUAUCAUUUUGAACAUGUUCAUUGCUGUCAUUCAAGAGAGUUUUGAUGUUUCGGAAGAUGAAAAGCGAAUGCAGCAGGUGCGAGCAUUUCUGGAACAGAAACAUGUCGGCGGAAAUGCGAAGGGCAAUCCCGCUCUAUCCAAAAUUCUCCGUCUCGGGAGAGGCUCUGACCGAUACAAAGAUCCCUUGGAUCAUGGUCCAGCAGCCAUGGAAAUGCUACUGAAAGACGCUGUUGUGCGCGACUUUCUCGACGAAGAAGAAAACAAAACACUUCAGAUAAAUCACCGAAGAGUGAACACCAUAUUUCCCGAAAGUGCAAACCAGGAAACCGUCGAGCCUGGCAUGCUGUCCCGAUUGUGGACCAAGGCAACAUCCCUCGUGCUUGGCCGUGAACCAAACCCCUUCUAUUCGAGGCUGCAAUUCUCCCGCGCCUAUGAAGAACUGGAUCCACGAACGAUGGCAAAAGAGGUUGCAUCCGCAGCCGAAGCUAGGAAGCGAGCUCAGCGAGAGUAUCUUGUUAAGCACCCAAACUACAACAAAUCCCUUUUCAUCUUCUCGCCGAAAAAUCCCAUCCGCAAGAUUUGCCAGCGAAUUGUCGGACCAGGACGAGGUAAUCAGCGAGUGGAAGGCGUCGAUCCUUACAAACCCACGUGGUAUGCAUUCUCAGCAUUCAUCUAUGCCGCAAUUGUCGCGAUGGUACUUCUUGCCUGUAUCACGACGCCUUUGUACCAACGGCAAUAUUUUCGCACGGACCGCAAUUGGUUUGUCUACACUGACCUCGGCUUUGCUGUGAUCUUUACGGUCGAGGCCCUCGUCAAAAUAAUUGCAGAUGGGUUCUUCUGGACCCCCAAUGCCUUCCUCCGCAGCUCCUGGGGCUUCAUCGACGGCGUUGUCUUGCUGACACUGUGGAUCAAUGUUGGGAGUUCUCUGAAAAAAGACUGGAACGUGUCUCGCGCGAUUGGUGCCUUUAAAGCCCUCAGGGCACUUCGCUUGUUGAACGUCUCCGAUAGCGCCAAGGAUACCUUCCACUCGGUCAUUAUUGUCGGUGGGUGGAAGGUCAUUGCCGCAGCAGCUGUUUCCAUGAGUUUUCUGAUUCCGUUUGCCAUUUAUGCCGUCAAUCUUUUCAAUGGGCAAAUGGUUUCUUGCAACGAUGGGGAUUUCGCGGGGAACCUGACGGCUUGUGUCGGCGAGUACGCUAGCACGCCCUACAAUUGGGAUGUCUUAGCGCCACGGGUGACCGCUAAUCCUUACUACGACUUUGACAACUUUGGCAAUGCACUUUUUAUCCUAUUCCAGAUCGUGUCUCAGGAGGGAUGGAUCGACGUGCAGGAAAGUGCGAUGCAGAUCACCGGCAAAGGACUUCAACCCCAGGAUGGGAGUGCGAGGGAGAACGGUAUUUUUUUCGUUGUCUUUAACUUACUCGGUGCUGUCUUUGUGUUGACACUUUUUGUGUCUGUGUUCAUGCGCAACUAUACCGAACAAACUGGUGUUGCAUUCCUCACCGCCGAACAGCGAUCGUGGCUGGAAUUACGAAAGCUGUUGCGACAGAUCUCGCCAUCAAAGCGAUCCUUCCACGACAAAAGUCACAAGUGGCGCUUGUGGUGCUAUCGCAUUGCUGUGAAGAAGCAUGGGCGUUGGGCACGUCUUAUGACGUGUACCCUUAUCGUGCACCUCAUGCUUCUGGUACUCGAGUAUUAUCCUGAACCGGAUUGGUGGGUCACGACUCGGAGUGGCCUGUUUUUUGUUUUCGUUCUCGUCUACAUCAGCAACACUCUAGUCCGAUUGAUUGGUCUGGGAUGGCAUCGAUUCAGCAGAAGCUCAUGGGAUCUUUUCUCGCUGAUUGCUGUGCCAGGCGCAUUUGUCACGAUCAUUCUCAACUUCGCGAUGUCAUCCCAGGUUGUGCUCGAGUUGAAUAAGCUGUUCCUGGUCUCAAUCGCGCUCUUACUGAUCCCGCGAAACAAUCAGCUGGACCAGCUUUUCAAGACCGCGGCAGCCAGUCUCCCCGUGAUCGGGAACCUUUUGGCUACUUGGUUUGUCCUGUUCCUGGUAUUCGGGAUCGCCAUGAAUCAGGCAUUCGGCCUGACCAAGUUUGGCUCACAAGAAAACCACAAUAUCAACUUCCGUGACGUUCCAAAGGCCUUGAUUCUCUUGUUCCGUGCGAGCUGCGGCGAAGGCUGGAAUGAAAUCAUGGAAGAUUACGCCACGAUGGUCCCGCCGUUCUGCACAUACGACUCUAAUUUCCUUGAUGAUGACUGCGGCAGCGCCGCCUGGGCUCGAACUCUGUUCAUCAUGUGGAACAUCAUCAGCAUGUACAUUUUCGUCUCGCUCUUUGUUUCUCUCAUUUUUGAGAGUUUCUCGUAUGUCUACCAACGCAGCAGCGGGCUCUACGUGGUCAGUCGGGAGGAAAUCCGCCGGUUCAAACAGGCGUGGGCGACAUUCGAUCCCAACGGGACAGGCUAUAUCUCCAAGGAGCAGUUCCCGCGCUUACUCGGGGAGCUGUCGGGUGUCUUUGCCAUGCGCAUCUAUGAUAACGAAUUCACCGUGGGAGCGAUUCUGGACCAAUGUCGACAAAGUCCUCGUGACUCGGUGCAUUCUCUUCCAUCCACGCAUAAUGCCAUACCCAUGCGGUCGCGAGACUCGCUUCAGUCGCUGCGUCCGAUUGGUGAAAAUCCUCUCCCUACCGGUGUUGAUUUGCAGAAGUUGUCUCAGAUCAUCGCCCGUAUUCCGGUGCAAACCAUCCGCGAACGUCGCCAACGUCUGAACACGUUCUAUGAAGAGAUUCUUGUCUCGGCAGAUCCGGAGCGUGGCAUCUCUUUCCAUCAAUGUCUGAUGAUCCUAGCUCAUUACAAUAUCAUCAGCGAUAGCAAGAGUCUGCGACUGGAAGAAUUUCUGCGUCGCCGGUCUCGACUUCAGCGAGUGGAGGAAGCGGUGCGCCGGAAUACCGUGAUCGGCUUCUUCGACACCCUUUACUGGUCACGCGAAUUCCGCCGCGCCCUCGAGCGCAAGAAGUCCGGCCGCAUGACCGCUGUGCCGCAGUUCACGGUUCCCGAGAUUUAUGUGGAGGAUCCGGUCGAGGAAGACGCCGAGGAGCACGCCCCCGGUGCCAUGACCCCACAGAAUCCGAUCGACGCCGACCCGCCAUUGCCGCCCAUGCUCUCCCCUGCCUCGACCUCCCGGAGGCGAGCAGAGUCGGGCGCCAGUGGACGUCGCGCCGACCUGCCACGUUUAGAUACUAGCUUUGGAGGUCGCACAUCCGGGGCGAGCACGCCCACUGAGUGGUCCAGUAUCAGUCCGUCGCGCACUCCCCGUCGACUAUAUGGGGAGCGGGAUUCGUUUGAGACGAAUGAGCGGGACGAGUCAGUUCCACGGGCGGACCACUCACGUCAAAAUAGCGGUAUCAGUGUUCAGGAUGUGAUGGAUUCUCUUGACAAUUCCGCGUGGGGUGAAAGUAUUCGACGUAGCUUCACACAACGGCGAUCCGGUGACCGAACGAGUGAACACUGA
Molecule: messenger RNA, 6393 nt
Organism: Penicillium oxalicum
Lineage: Eukaryota; Fungi; Ascomycota; Eurotiomycetes; Eurotiales; Aspergillaceae
Gene: cch1
Product: calcium channel protein CCH1
Exons: 3
Coding region: 1-6393 (2130 amino acids)
Biological process (GO): calcium ion import across plasma membrane
Cellular component (GO): membrane; voltage-gated calcium channel complex
Molecular function (GO): calcium ion binding; high voltage-gated calcium channel activity
Source: RefSeq, a predicted model, not a curated record